This is a messenger RNA of Sitodiplosis mosellana (orange wheat blossom midge), 1027 nucleotides long. Its product is annotated as pupal cuticle protein Edg-84A-like. The transcript is spliced from 3 exons. Gene Ontology annotation, cellular component: extracellular matrix. The coding region runs from base 126 to 893 and encodes 255 amino acids. NCBI's taxonomy places the organism in Eukaryota, Metazoa, Arthropoda, Insecta, Diptera, Cecidomyiidae. The record is from RefSeq and is a predicted model, not a curated record.
CUCUGUUCGCCACCAAAAAUCGAAUCGUAUAAAAGCAGAACGAACAUCGACCAAAAGCAUCAUUCGCUUCCCAGCCUUCCUCUGUGUACUCAAAACAGAAAGAAAAACAAUAAGAAAGAACCAACAUGUUCAAAGCAAUCGUUGUCUGCUCAUUGGUGGCUAUUGCCUCAGCUGGAGUAUUGCCAGACCCACAUGGUUAUGAUGCUCAUGCCUACGAAGUGCAUGCUCCAGCCAGCUACGAUUUCUCAUACUCGGUGCAAGAUGGCCAUACCGGCGAUGUGAAACAACAACAAGAGUCACGCCGCGGUGAUGCCGUCCAAGGUAGCUACUCGUUGGUUGAACCAGACGGUCACAAACGCACAGUACACUAUGCUGAUGAUGGCCACUCUGGAUUCAACGCAGUCGUUGAACGUGAAGGAACUGUUCACCAUCAACCACAAGUUGCUGUUGCUCACGCACCAGUAUAUCACGCUGCCCCAGUAGUUCAGGCUGUGCACGCUGCUCCUGUUGCAGUAGCCCACGCACCAGUUGCUGUCGCCCACGCACCAGUUGCUGUCGCUCACGCACCAGUUGCUAUCGCCCAUGCCAGCCCAGCUGUAUACUCUCAUGGUCAAUCAAUCUCACACCAAAGCUUCUCGGCUCCAGUUGUUGCCCAUCAAGCAUAUGCAGCUCCAAUUGCCCAUGUUGCCGCUGCACCAGCCUACCAAGCCAUCCAACCAGUCCAACAAGUUGGCUAUGCCAGCCAUGGUUAUGCUGGACAAGGAUACUCUGGACAAGGAUACUCUGGACAAGGAUACUCUGGACAAGGAUACUCUGGACAAGGAUACUCUGGACAGGCCAGCGGAUACUCAACUGUUUCACAAGUGACCCACCAUGGCGGCUACCAUCAUUAAAUCUAACGAUUGCUUUCUUCUUACGGUUUUAUGAAUAUUCUAUUGUGUACACAGACUUCUUUGUAUAUACAUUACAAUGCACACUUUCAUCUAGAAAACACUUAAAUAAAAUAAAUUUUUAGAGAAAACAGUUA